CAUAUAAUUUGCAUCUGGAUCAGCACGAGGCCAUAUCUGUGUUGGGAUCAAACGACUUUUACAUUUACCUACUAUAUUCUUGUCAGUAGUGUGUUUCUACAGUUAGAUUAUAACGAUGUACAAUUUUCCACUCAGCUGGUCGCGCAUGAUCCAGACAGCACAGCGCAACUUGUCUAUUCGAUGGGAUCUUCUGCAGAAGUAGCAGUAAUGAGUGCCACCUUUAACGUGGAGUCGAGUGGAGUAGUGCGGCUGCGGAGUUUUCUCAACUUUGAGCUUCGCCACACAUAUAAGGUCCCGAUUCGCGUCAACGAUGGGGAGUUCACAGCACAAAGCAGCCUCUUUGUUCAUGUGCUGGAUGUCAAUGACGAACCGCCGGAGUUUGAGGUAAAUCCAAAGCGUUUGGUUGCUGACGAGAAUGCGUCCGUGGGCAAGCUCAUUGGUCGAGUGCGCAUCCAAGAUCCUGACAGUGAGGCUGUGAAUGGUAAAGUGGAAUGUUGGGAACCUGAGGAUCUGCGACGUCACCAAGUGCUCUCGUUCUUACCAGAUCCUAUGAGCAAUCCCAGUGCUUCCGUGUACGAUUUGACGACGCGUGUAGUGCUCGACCGAGAGGCAUUCAGUGGGCCCCAGUUGGGUCGGCUGUUUGUCUAUCUGGUUUGCUCGGAUGGGAAUGGUCUGGCGAAUGAGAACAGGCCCGGGGUGAAACACACAGCAACCAUGACGGCUACAUUGAUGGUGAGAGACGUAAACGACCAUCCUCCUGUCUUCUCCCAGUCGGUUUAUCAUGUGGCUGUCAGGGAGAACAAUCUACUGGGAGAAAAAAUAAUACAGGUGAAAGCCACUGACGCGGACGAGGGAGACAACGCAAAAAUCAGCUACUCUUUACUUGACAGAGCCAAUUUCAAGGUGGAUUCUUUGACCGGUUGGAUCACAGCGAACGUGAUCUUUGAUCGAGAGACACGCGAUUCUUAUCAGGUUACAGUAGUAGCAAAUGAUCACGGGAAAGAACGCCUGUCUUCGUCUGUGCUACUAAACUUGACCAUCCUGGACGUGAAUGAUCAUCGACCUCAUCUACUACCCUGCGAAGGAGAACUGCCUAUUAUCGAUCGCGCACACCUGCAGACUGGCCGCAUUGGUGACCGAAAUUUAUUUGCCAUACAAGAGAAUCUUCCCGGAAACACUCAUAUUGGUGACCUACUUGCCAAAGAUGACGAUAUCGGACCGAAUGCGCAACUACAUUUUGAACUGGCCAAAGAAACCCCAUUGCCAUACUUGACGCAGUUCCGUCUGCUCCAUAAUGGUUCGUUGUAUACGAACAGAGAAUUGGACCGGGAGGAGAAAGAAUACUACCGCUUAGCCGUCCGUGUGACCGACCUGUCACCCACCGAUCCGCUUAGUUCCACCGGCACGAUAAGUAUCAUUGUGCUGGACGUGAACGACAAUGCUCCAAACUUUGUGCAACCCAGCGGACUUCUCAGAGUUGGUUUCGAUCGACCGGUAGUUGAAGAUGAUAGCGGUUCAAACAUACUUUACGAUCAACCACAGCUUCAGAAUGAGGUAUCAUCCCCGGAUCCUCUGACUAGCAGUAACCCAAAACCGACUGUACUGUUGUCCGUACGCGAGAAACCAGGUCACCUGAUCACAAAGCUUUAUGCGAAGGACCCAGAUACGGGGCCGAACGGAUAUAUAAGGUACACGCUGGCGGAAUUUGCAGAUUCGUCAACGGAUUUUGGUUCUGGUUCCAAGGCAAACUCAAUCUGCCGAGUGACGCAUGAUUCGGGCAACGUGGUACUGCAACGGCACCUGACAGUCAGCGAUUUGGGGAUGCACUAUUUCAAGGUUGCUGCCAUCGAUGACGGAUAUCCCACUCCUUUGAAAGACACCAAGAUCUUAGCAGUGCUCGUCAAAGACAUUCCUGCUGUGGGUAGUGAGCCCACCAACUCCUUGUCCUCCAGCNCUGCUGUGGGAGUGAGCCCACCAACUCCUUGUCCUCCAGCUAUUAUUCGAACAACCGCACGCGAUUUGAACUUGAGCUGUGGGGAUUUGAGGGCAAAAGCAAUCUAUUUAUCAUCACACGUCUCAGGGCUGCUGGCAUCUGUUCUUGUGACCGCGAUCGUGUGCGUCUCAGGCCCAUGCUCAAAAAAUCGCUCGGGCUUUUGUAGCAGGCGGAGAAGACAGAGACCGGGCCAAAGACCUGUCACCUCACCUGGAUGUUCAGAGACCGGAAACGGCUUUAUUCUAGGAAGCCCAGGGCAGAAUGGGAAUGGUGGAGGUUUGGGUCAUUAUGGUUUGCCCAGUUUUCACGAAGAAACGUUCAGCGACCUGCCGCCGAGAGGGGUCAAUCCUGGUUCACUGUUGCAAGAAGAGUGGCAGUUAUCCUGUGGGAGAGAUAGCUGUCAUGGUUAUGGUAACGGUAACCUUAUGAACUUCCCUCACAGACAAGCUCAUUCCAUGGUCAGCAGUGCGAGCCCUGCCUCCGCGCAGCGCCUGCUAAGUGCUGCUGACGAUCCUGGUAUAAAUCCCCCGUUCCUCUCAAAAGGUUUACAUUCUGCUGGUGACUCAGUUCACUUGGGAUCUUAUCUGCUGAACAGUAAUUGUCAACUUUUCCCACAGCAAAUCCUGCGAAUUGAUCAGUCAGACACAGUCGCCAAGAACUACGAAAAUCUUGGGCAUCUGCUUCACUGGAGUGAGGUAUCCACCGGUGAUGAUGAGCGUACACGUGACAGCGUCCCUGGAAAUACGCAUACUCUGAUCCCCAACGCCGGUGUUUAUGGAAGCCUGAUCAGCAAACCUCGAAGUUUUCCAUUGGGCCAGAAUGACACUGGUCACGAAACUUUUCCCCAGUCACCCCAGCCACUGAGCUUAAGUGGUGUUCACACGUUUUGUGUGGCCAAACCCACGGCUGUCACACCAUUGUCAUUUUGUAUUACGGAAAAUCCGACUAUGAAAAUGGGACCCGUUGCGCCCGAGGCACAAAAGAGCCACUUUUAUCCAACGAGCGCAGAGGGCUCCCGACAGACAUCCAACUCAAUGAACGACGGACGAACAUUUGAUACAUCACAGUUGAGGGCUAAGUAUGAAUACCGAAAAACACCCGGAGCGGUUUUUUCCACAUAUGAGACUGAAUUACAACAACAGUUGCAACUUUCUGUCUCAAAAUUAGAAGAGCAGACUUCUGAUUCUGGACAUGGUGGAAGUGAAGAAGAUGAUCACGCACAAAGCGGCGAACUGCGGCAGUGGAAAACAUGGCAACCGAUACGUAUCCAAUGUAGUCCAAGUAAUGCGAACAGCACAUACGAUCCAAAACAGCCAACGCCCAGUUGCUCGCCAGACCCACGAGUAGAUUUUAAGUGCGUUCUUACUUCCAAAGGAGAGAACAACAGAGAAACUCUCCAGAGACCUUGAUUCUCCCCGUUCCCAAAUGUGAAGUGAUUUCACUCUCCUUACGUCGGACACCUCUAAACAGAAGGCGCACUCACACAAGUUACAUUGGUAACGAAUAACUCCGUGAAGCGCCGGGAUCGUCCCAAUCAACUCCACCUUUAUGCUACCGGCUUGCCACUUGCUCAAUACAAUAAAUGAACCUAUGAUUCUUUGGUUUUGCAGUUAAGGUGAAUGCAAAUGAACACGGUAACGGAUAUCCAUAACCCUUUAUUUCAUCAUGUUGUUGACUGUGUUUCACACUACGCACUGGUAACCCCUUAAUUUCCUUCCAUCCAUAUGUACUUGUCUGUGCCCUGGGUGUCGUUGCACCCGCUAAAACUGUACAAUUUAAAUUUAUCCAACAGGUACGUGACGUUCAACUCGUGUUUUUGUUGGUGUCAACUUAUUUGUAUAUAAUACCUUCAUCUUGUUUGUAGCAACCACGAAUUCACCCAUGCGCUUACCUCAUCCGAUUUUCCACACAGAAAGUUUAUCAACAUUGAAAAUUCCAACACAUUCCCCAUCUGGCUGCAAUUUAUUUGUCUGAAUCACUGCUAUUUUCAUUUUCAUUUUGUACGCAUGACUCCUCAGUGGGUAGCUCUAGGGAGGCGAAUUGUUUCUAAUGACAGCAGUCAUUAC
Opisthorchis viverrini is the source of this 4059-nucleotide messenger RNA. RefSeq lists its product as hypothetical. Lineage: Eukaryota; Metazoa; Platyhelminthes; Trematoda; Opisthorchiida; Opisthorchiidae. The record is from RefSeq and is a predicted model, not a curated record. Gene Ontology annotation, biological process: homophilic cell-cell adhesion. The annotation marks the transcript as partial. The transcript is spliced from 11 exons. Gene Ontology annotation, cellular component: plasma membrane. Gene Ontology annotation, molecular function: calcium ion binding.